CCGCGUUAGCUAGAAAUACAAAGGCAUCUGACAUUAAUAUUGCACUUUCGUGUUGUGUUAGCUAUAUCUUUGGCAGUGAAUUUAGGCGACUGAAGCUCGCUUCAUUUGUAAACUUAGGUUUGCAAAAGCUCCUGAUAAGCUUCUGCCAGUUGACAUGUCUGCUGAAUUUCCUGGUUAUGCAUUCUGACUUGGGAACUUAUUGGAAGCAGCUGCUCUUGCUUCUGCUCCGCCCCACUGCUCUUUUGAUUUGGUUAAUAGAGUGGGUUCUGAGCCUAUACAUAUUAUCAUAUCAAAUGAUUGGCACAAGGCACAUAUCUUUCCAAACCGUUACAAAUACAGCAUCCCACAAUCUAGCUAGCAGAAAGGAUUAUUAUGGAAGAGGAAGGUCAGCUACACUAUGGAUUUCACGAGGAAAAAUUGCAGACAUCGCUGGAGUCAUAAUGUUUGUGGGGGGCAUGGAGACUGAGAGAAACAUCAAUAGAGUAAACAUAACUCUGCUGGACGGCAGGCUCGCAAAACUACGAGUAACCCUAUGGGGAGUAAAGGCAACACAAUUUGAGAUGAACUUCAACCUUUACAGACGCAAGAAUGUUGUUCUGAUAAUUACCGGUUUACUGGUCACAAAAACUCAAGGUAUAAUCCACCUAACGUCCACACAAGCAACAACAAUAUUCUACAACCCUCAGUAUAAUGAGGUGCGUGAGCUUGCACAAAACAUUGCGAAUACAUUCGGUGAAUUCAUAUGCCCAGUGCCGUGCACCGUGGUAUCCCAACAAACAGGAGAGCAAAACAUGCAACCACCGUACCUAGCUUUGAAAGAGCUAAGGGCUUCUAGGUUAUGGGUCCAUCAGAAGUUUCGCACAAACGGGGACAUAAUUGAUCUCGUCAUCCAUAAAAGAAAGCUUCCUGCCUUUUGUAUUGGCUGCACCGCAGAUGAGUCAACAUAUGGGGAUAAAUUUCAUUGUGCAAAAUGCGGUAGGAACUCACAAGCCCCAUUACACACCCACAGCUUAGCAUUGGUAGUUAGCGACACAAGCGGAUAUGCAAAACUUAUACUCAAGCCUUAUGAGGUACAUCAAUUAACAGGAUCCUCUCCAAAUGAAGUGUAUAAAAGACGAAGAGUGGUCAACAAAAAGGCUACAUUGCCCGCUGCCAUGGAAAUCCUACGUGGCAGCCAGUGUUCAUUCGUAGUAAAGCUCACACCAUUUCCUUAUACAAAUGCCAAGGGAGAGAUUGAGGUCGUAAGUGUCAUCCACUAUACAAAAAUUAUUGCUCCAUGACGACAUGAUUGAGAACACAUUAAAGGCUUUUUCAAAAGGCCCUGCAAAUAUUAGCAUAUCAAUUUUGCUUUGUAUGCAUAUAUGAAAAGACAAAAUCUCUUUUCGUCUUUACUCAUGGCAGAAUUCAAUGUUCAGAGCAUGCACCAUUCACCAUCUUAGAUUAUGCUUUCAUUGACCCAACAAUAACUAAAAUACUACGUAUAAGACAUCAUAUCU
Daucus carota subsp. sativus is the source of this 1496-nucleotide messenger RNA. RefSeq lists its product as uncharacterized. The coding region runs from base 177 to 1280 and encodes 367 amino acids. NCBI's taxonomy places the organism in Eukaryota, Viridiplantae, Streptophyta, Magnoliopsida, Apiales, Apiaceae. The transcript is spliced from 10 exons. The record is from RefSeq and is a predicted model, not a curated record.